Molecule: messenger RNA, 1354 nt
Organism: Zophobas morio
Lineage: Eukaryota; Metazoa; Arthropoda; Insecta; Coleoptera; Tenebrionidae
Exons: 9
Coding region: 59-1300 (413 amino acids)
Biological process (GO): glutathione metabolic process
Molecular function (GO): glutathione transferase activity
Source: RefSeq, a predicted model, not a curated record
CUAUACACCAGUGCUACGGUGGUCAUUGUCGCAAACACGUUCCAUUUUAAGUUUCGUAAUGCCUCCACAGUAUAAAUUAACUUACUUUGAUGUUCAAGGUGUAGCUGAAACGGCUCGCUACCUGUUCAGUUACGGUGGAAUAGAAUUCGAAGAUGUUAGAGUCAAAAGAGAAGACUGGCCGCAGCAUAAACCCAAAACACCAUUCGGCGUUGUCCCUACUUUGCAACACAAUGGAAAAGUAGCAGGUCAGAGUAUUGCCAUUGCUCGCUACCUAGCCAAAAAAGUCAAACUAGCCGGAAAUAACGACUGGGAGGAUUUGGAAAUUGAUGCAACUGUAGAUACAUUGCACGACAUAAAAAUAAAAAUAACCCCAACGGUGAGAGAACAAGACGCAGCAAAGAAAAAAGUUCUUCUUGAAACGGCCAAAAAGGACUUUCUUGGUUUUUAUUUGGCACGGUUGGAGGCAUUGGUUGAAAAAAAUAAAGGGUAUCUAGUGUUGGGUCGGUUGACGUGGGCUGAUUUCUACUUUACUACGAUUUUUACGGUAUUGGAAUUUAUGAGUGGGGAAGAAUUUUUGGCCGGUUAUCCAAAUUUGAAAGGAGUGAGAGAAAAAGUUAACGGCUUGCCAGCUAUCAAAAAAUGGAUUGAAAUUCGACCAAAUUUUCGUAUAUUCUCGGCUGAAUCAAGUUUCGUAAUGCCUCCCUCGUAUAAAUUAACCUACUUUGACCUUCAAGGUCUAGCCGAAAUGUGCCGCUACCUGUUCAGUUACGGUGGAAUAGAAUUCGAAGACGUUAGAAUCAAAAGAGAAGACUGGCCGCAGCAUAAAGACAAAACACCAUUCGGGGUUCUCCCCAUUUUGGAACACAAUGGAAAAGUAGCAGGUCAGAGUAUUGCCAUUGCUCGCUACCUAGCCAAAAAAGUCAAACUUGGCGGAAAUAACGACUGGGAGGAUUUGGAAAUUGAUGCAAUUGUAGAUACAAUGAACGACAUAAAACUAAAAUUAACCCCAAUGUUGAUGGAACAAGACGCAGCAAAGAAGAAGGUUGUUCUUGAAGCGGCCAAAAAAGACAUUUUUGGUUUUUAUUUCCCACGAUUGGAGGCGAUGGUUGAAAAAAAUAAGGGGUAUCUAGUGUUGGGUCGGUUGACGUGGGCUGAUUUCUACUUUGCUACCAUUUUUACAGUAUGUGAAUCUAUGAUUGGUGAAGAGAUUUUAGCCGGUUAUCCAAAUUUGAAAGAAGUGAGAGAAAAAGUUAAUGGUUUACCAGCUAUCAAAAAAUGGAUUGAAAUUCGACCAAAUUGAUCACUGAAAUGUACUAGUAUAUUUAAACUAAAUAAAUAGGCCAAUCUGUAAGAA